Molecule: messenger RNA, 588 nt
Organism: Lachancea dasiensis
Lineage: Eukaryota; Fungi; Ascomycota; Saccharomycetes; Saccharomycetales; Saccharomycetaceae
Source: the annotation of a GenBank genome assembly
AUGUCGAAAGGAAGCAUGAGUAGACUGAAGAAUCGGAAAAGGCAAACAGAGCCAAAGAGACUGCGAGUAGAACCCAAACGCGGUGUAUUGGCCAAUAAAUCUACCAACGAGUCUACCUCUCCCGGUCGCGAUUGUGCCAGGACUCCCACGACGGCUGCCCUACCUCAAGAGGUAGCUUUAGUUAAGGCAGAAGCAGCGGAGAAUUGGCCCAUCACUUACCUCGAGAAUGGCGACUUUUUUGUGGAAACUAUUUGUUCGGCGGCUAUAGGCGAUUUCCAAGAAAGCGGUCCUUUUGGCGAUACGAGCAACAGAGAAAUCAACAAAUCUGGAGAGGAAUUUCACCAUUACGAUGUUCUGGAUGAGCUACUGUGCGAGCAAGUGGAUCCGGCCGUGAGCUUGGUCCCCACUCCGAGAUCCAAGGAAGCAAGUGCUUUAUUAGCCAGAACGACCAAUCACAGUUUCGACUGGGAUGCCUCAGGGAAGGAGAAACCUACCAUUACUUGGACCAAUACUAUCCAGAAUUUCAGGUCCAGACUUGAAGCUCCAUACAGCAGGCUCACUUCUGGCUACUGGAAUGGGAAAAUAUAG